GGUAAUAUAAUGCUAAAUGCAACACUAUCCAUGUAAUGCGAGAUUGCGGUUGGAGGGGAAACUAAACGGGAAGCGUGAAAGCUCACAACCAAAUGCCACAGAGAUCGGCUCCAAGCCAUGUUAACGUGUUCAGCCAGCCUAGCAUUCAAAAGACACUAACCGACACCAAGUUCGAAGUGAAGAGCUAUAUUCCUCUUGACCAAGCCAUCGCUUGGGCUCCUCUCUUCUUCUUCCAUUCACAACCCGGUCACAAUAACAACACACGUCGCAACAGUCAAGGUGCUAACAUGCGCAACACGGGGCCCAGUCAUCGGAGCAUGGUGCGUGAUAUAACCGUGAGGAGCAGUUUACUCUAUCUUCCUGCACCAAAAACACGAUAUCGAAGACGCUCAUUAGCUAAGCUGUGAAGACAACGAUGGUCGAAGGUAACUAGCCUCAUUAGGUCAGUCGAUCUGAAAGACCACGAUUCGCAACUGUA
Dicrocoelium dendriticum is the source of this 478-nucleotide messenger RNA. NCBI's taxonomy places the organism in Eukaryota, Metazoa, Platyhelminthes, Trematoda, Plagiorchiida, Dicrocoeliidae. The record is from the annotation of a GenBank genome assembly.